AUGGGAACAGUUCUACGUAAACCAAGGCAUGCCGAGGCCAAGGUCAGCAUUUUCCAGCAGAGGCCCAAUGCGGUCUCGUCUCCGCUGACGUCACGUGACACCAGGAACCGGCAAAAUGGCGGCGGCGGAGGACGAGGCUGCGGCUGUGAGGGGCAGAAUGAGAUUUGUGGUGGUGGGGGAGGAGGAAUAGCCGGAGUCACGUGUGCUGAGCAACUUGCACUCCAGUUUACAGAAGAGGACGUGCUCUUGCUCACAGCGGCCCCUUUAAUUAAGGCUGUCACUAAUUUUAAACAGGUUUCCAGGACAUUAGAAGAGUUUGAUGUUGAGGAACAAGUAAGCAGUGUAUUGGAGAGCAGGUACCCCAACAUUAAAGUUGUGCAGUCAGCUGUGAAAGAGUUAAAGACUAAUCAACAGAGGGUGAUUACAGAGGACGGGGCAGAAUAUGUGUACAACAAGUUGUGUCUAUGUGCGGGAGCGAGGCCCAAAGUCAUUGCGGAAGGAAAUCCGUAUGUGUUAGGUAUCCGUGAUACGGACAGCGCCCAGAUCUUCCAGAGACGGCUCGCACAGGCCAGACGGGUGCUGGUUGUGGGGAACGGAGGGAUUGCGCUGGAAUUGGUGUAUGAGAUUGAAGGAUGUGAAGUCAUCUGGGCUGUGAAAGAUAAAUCCAUCGGUAACACCUUCUUUGACCCUGGAGCUGCCGAGUUUCUCAUCCCACAGCUGAAAUCUGAUAAACCUGAAACCCCCCUGACCUGCAAAAGAACCAAAUACACCACGGAAAUGCCUGCCGGGCGAGAGGAUUGUGGGCGUGGCAGUGCCCUGGGGCCGGACUGGCACGAGGGGAUGAAUCUGAGAGCUGCUCAGAAGUUUUCCCAUCGCGUCCGCAUCGAGGCGGAGUGUGAGGUGCAGAGGAUCUUCCUGCAGGAGGAAUUCCAGAGGUUACAUAGUCCCAGGACUGAGCGUGAGGAGGACAGUGCCACCCCUGACCCAGGCGAGUGGCCGGUGUAUGUCGAACUGACCAAUGGGAAAACUUACGGCUGUGACCUUAUCGUCAGCGCAACAGGAGUCAUACCGAAUAUAGAGCCGUUUAUGCUGGGAAAUAACUUUGAUAUAGGGGAAGACGGAGGUGUGAAAGUGGAUGAUCACAUGCGGACGUCGGCGAGGAACGUGUACGCUGCCGGGGAUAUAUGUACUGCGGCAUGGACGCCCAGCCCUUUCUGGCAGCAGAUGCGGCUGUGGACGCAGGCGCGGCAGAUGGGUUGGUUUGCAGCGCGAUGUAUGGCCGCCGACCACCUGGGAGAGACCAUCGAACUGGAUUUUUGCUUUGAGCUCUUUGCUCAUGUCACAAAGUUCUUUAACUAUAAGGUCAUUCUGCUGGGGAAGUACAAUGCACAGGGCUUGGGUACGGACCACGAGCUGCUGCUGCGCUGUACGAUGGGACAGGAGUAUGUGAAGGUCGUCAUGCAGAAUGGACGCAUGGUGGGGGCUGUGCUAAUUGGGGAGACCAACUUGGAAGAAACAUUUGAGAACUUGAUUCUAAAUCAGAUGGAUCUCUCGGCCUAUGGAGAAGACCUUCUGGAUCCUAAUAUUGACAUUGAAGAUUAUUUUGACUAGACUAUUUCUGGAUGGCUAACUCCUGGAUGAAUGUAAUUUACACAAAGGUCCAUGCAUUAAAUGCAGAUAAAGUGUUAUUGUUAA
Molecule: messenger RNA, 1695 nt
Organism: Pseudophryne corroboree (corroboree frog)
Lineage: Eukaryota; Metazoa; Chordata; Amphibia; Anura; Myobatrachidae
Gene: PYROXD1
Product: pyridine nucleotide-disulphide oxidoreductase domain 1
Exons: 13
Coding region: 1-1611 (536 amino acids)
Molecular function (GO): flavin adenine dinucleotide binding; oxidoreductase activity
Source: RefSeq, a predicted model, not a curated record